ACAUAGCAGACGCCCUCUGCGACGCGGUAUUUUCGAGUCCUCGGGCCGGUCCGAGUCCGGCAGUUCUUCCUCUUCGUUCUUUUUAGUUUUUCCAAUGGAAAGGCAACCAUUGAGUUAUUUAUUCUGGCCUAGGAGGCCCGAGCGAACCACGUAGCUUUUUGUCGACAUGAGCGGCAGGUCUAGGACUCUCUUUCAAACAUGGGGCUCCAGGGUCACUCGUUCCAUUCUUUCCUCCUCCGAGGUUGGUUCCGGAGUCGGGCAGCCUCAGGGCCUUGUCAGCCUCGGAGCUUGCGCCCCAGAGGAUGUGGAGGCGCCCGAGACGGAGCCGCCAGAGGCUGACGAUGAAGUGCUGCUGGUGGCCGUGUACGAGGCCGAGCGGCGUCCGGGCAGCGGCGAGAACCCGGUCUCUCCUGAGGCCCUAGAGGACUGCGGAUUCUGCUCCGGGGCGGGGGCCGUGUGGAUCUAUCCCACCAAUUACCCAGUGCGGGACUACCAGCUGCGCAUCUCGGAGGCAGCUUUGUUCUGCAACACCCUAGUCUGCCUGCCCACUGGCCUGGGCAAGACCUUCAUCGCCGCGGUGGUCAUGUACAACUUCUACCGCUGGUUCCCUAGUGGCAAGGUGGUCUUCAUGGCCCCUACGAAACCUUUGGUCGCGCAACAGAUAGAGGCCUGUUCCCGGGUGAUGGGCAUCCCCCAGGGCCACAUGGCCGAGAUGACAGGUUCUACCCAAGCUUUCAUCAGGAAAGAAAUAUGGCAUAAGAAAAGGGUUCUUUUCCUUACUCCUCAAGUCAUGAUGAAUGACCUUUCUCGAGGAGCCUGUCCUGCUGUUAAAAUUAAGUGUCUAGUUAUUGAUGAAGCACAUAAAGCUCUUGGAAACUAUGCUUAUUGCCAGGUGGUACGGGAACUGGUUAAAUAUACGAAACACUUUAGAAUAUUGGCUCUCAGUGCUACACCUGGUAAUGACACAAAGGCUGUCCAACAAGUUGUUUCAAACCUACUAAUUGGGCAGAUAGAACUUCGUUCGGAAGACUCUUCAGAUAUUUUGCCAUUCACUCAUGAAAGACGCAUUGAAAAACUUGUUGUUUCCCUUGGGGAGGAACUUGUAACAAUUCAGAAUACAUAUAUACAGAUUUUAGAAACAUUUGCUAGUCGCUUGAUUAGAGUUAAUGUUCUGAUGCGACAGGAUAUACCUAACCUUACAAAAUUUCAGAUAAUUUUAGCAAGAGAUCUAUUUAGGAAAAAGUUAUCUUCUCACAUUCUGGGUGGACAACAAGGCAUUAUUGAAGGAGAUUUUGCUAUUUGUAUUAGUUUAUAUCAUGGUUAUGAAUUACUACAACAAAUGGGAAUGAGAUCCUUGUAUAUCUUCCUUUGUGGGAUUAUGGAUGGAACUAAAAGUAUGACUCGAACCAGAAAUGAACUUAGCAGGAAUGAACAAUUCAUGGAACUCUUUGAGCUCCUAGGAAAAAUGUUUUCAGAUAGGCAUCCUAACCAAAUAGGACCCAAUGAUAAAAAAUUUAUCUAUAGCCAUCCAAAGUUAAAAAAAUUAGAAGAAGUUGUAGUUGAACACUUCAGAACCUGGAAAGAUCAAAAUACAUCUGAAAAAAAAUGUGAUACCAGAGUUAUGAUAUUUUCAUCAUUUCGAGACAGUGUUCAAGAAAUUGCAGAAAUGCUUCAAAAGCAACCAGAGGUCAGAGUGAUGACUUUUGUUGGCCAUGCUUCAGGGAAAAGCACAAAAGGUUUAACACAAAAGGAACAACUUGAGGUAGUAAAACGAUUUCGUGAUGGUGGUUAUAACACUUUGGUUUCUACAUGUGUUGGUGAAGAAGGUUUGGAUAUAGGAGAAGUUGAUCUAAUCAUCUGUUUUGAUGCUCAGAAAAGUCCAGUUCGUCUUGUACAACGAAUGGGCAGAACUGGCCGGAAACGUGAAGGCAGGAUAGUUAUCAUUCUUACAGAAGGAAGAGAAGAAAGUGCUUAUAAUCGAAGUCAGUCUUGCAAAAGAAGUAUUUAUAAAGCUAUUUCUGGUAACAGCAAGACUUUUCAUUUUUACCAAGGAAGUCCACGUAUGAUUCCUGAUGGAAUUUAUCCAAAAUUACACAAAAUGUUCAUCACUCAGGAAAUUUAUGAACAGGCAAAGCAAUCCAAAAUAUGCCCCAAAUCAUCUGUCAAUGGAAAGAAGCAAUGCAACUCAAAGAAAGCUUGGUCUUUAACAGAAGAAGAAUUUAGGUUAUGGAACAAACUAUAUAGAUUAAGAGAAAGUGAUGAAUUUAACGAAAUAGUGUUGCCCAAAACUAAAUUUGAAUCUUUACAAGAUGAUGAUCUAUCAAAUCAUGAAUCAAGACCUGGAAGUUAUCAGCUUUCUUUGUCUGAGUGGAGAGUUUGGCAAAAUUGUCCUUUUCCUACCCAUCAAGUUGACCAUUCUGAUCGCUGCUAUCACUUCAUAAGCAUCAUGGAAAUGAUAGAUCAAAUAAGAAAUGAAGAGGAUGAAUGCAGCUAUGAAUUGAAACUUAAACCCUACUUACAAAUAGGAGAUAUUAGUUCAACAUCAGAUGUUCUCAGAAAUAAACAUGCCUCUUCUGCUUCUGUGAACAUGACUACUUUACAAAAACCUUCAUUCAAAAGGAAUAUGAAACAAAGUUGUUCAUCUUCAUUAAUAGAGUUUGAUGAAGAAUGUUCCCAAGAAUUUAAAUCCAACAAAAACUUUUCUUCAAAAGUGAAAACCCCAAAAGAAAUGACAAAAGAACAGCUUAAAACAAACAAUAAUGAUAACUUUAGCAAUUCCUUAAUAACUGAGGUAAAUUCUGUAGUUAGUUGUAACUUUUCAGAAGUACCACAAGUUGCUAAAGUGUCAUUAGACAUAGACAAUGUCACAAACACAAAUACUGCCCAUGGUCACCUGUGUGAAUUGUUAGUAGAAUGCUCACCUAUAGAUAAAUCUGAAAGUUCAUUUGUUAGAAAUCAUGUAGCAUCUAGUUAUAAUGAUUUUACUGAUGGAAAAAGUAUUUCAUCUAGCAUAUUUUAUCUCCCAGAAGAUCCUGACUUACUUAAAACAUCUCCAUUGUGUGACAAAUGUUUCAUACUGACCAAAGAAACACUUAACAAUGUAGAAAGAUUUUUAUCUGAGUCUCCUCCUCAUCGAGAUGAACUCUAUAAUUUGAAAGAUGAAAUCAUAAAGAAAUCUUCAUUUAAAAAUCUACAAGAUGAUAUGUCCAAUUAUUUCAUGUCAACUUCAUUUGUCAACCCUCCUUUAUGUUCAGAAAUAAAUUCACCAAAAUUACAUUCAUCUAAAAGUAACCAGCUUUCACAAAUAAAUUCUAAUAGGAUGGUUGAUAGAUCAAGUUGUGAUGAACAUGAGAAUGAAAUAAACACAUGUGUCCAAAAUGACAAAAGGUCAUUUGGUGAUCAUACCCAAAUAAAUGGAUCUCCUAAAAGAUAUUUAGUUAAAAAAAAAACUGGUGAGGUUUGUAAGACUCUCAUGAAAAAAUUAGGUAUUGAGCAAGAUCAGGAAAGAAAGUUUUCUGAAGCUACUGAUACUGAAUUUAAUCAAGUGAGCUCUCCUUAUAUAAAAAAUAACUCCAAAUAUUUAUCUGUAUCAGAUGAAGCUUUUACAAGAGAAGUGGUACAAGUAUCUCCAUUCCGCAUUUCUGAUGAAUGUUUGCUAGACUUUGAUUCAGAAACCAAAAUUCCAUUAAUCCAGUCUACCAAAUUUGGUACUUCUUUUGAAGAUAUAGGAGUAAGCAAUGAAAAUUUCCAGAAUGAUGACAUUUUUGAUUGUUCUAAAGAGUUAUUCUCUGUUAAUUUUGAUUUGGGAUUUUGUAGUCCAGAUUCUGAUGAGGAAGACUUAGAGCAGGCACAAGAUGUAAAUAAAAAUGUCCAUCUAAAAGUGGAUGCUUCUGGCAGUCAUGUCAAUACUACACAGAUAGCUACAGAUUAUGGCCCAAGUAAAGAAUCUAUCCUAAGUACUUAUGAAAAAAGUAAUAUUAGAAGAAGCAUUUCUACACCAUCAAAGCUACAACAUCACUACCCAAAUUAUAUAUUUUCUCCACUGGAGACCACAAAAGAUAAAGAAUUUGAGUCUCCUGGUAAUUCUUCAGCUGCCUCGAUUUCUUUGCCGUUAGGAGAAAAUGUUAUGAGCACUCCUCUCCGUACACCAAAUCCAAUGGAUUUAUUCUCUACAGCGACACAAGAAAUAUUUGAUACAUCAACUACCAAGAAAAAAGUAAAUUUAAGAGGGAUUAAAAAAACCUUGAGUUCAACUUUUGAAAAAGUGGGAAUUACAAUGGAAAAGGCUGACAGCAAUGAAGAGAUUAAUCUUUUUGAAUCUUGCCAUUAUUCUGAUGAAGGAAAUAGCAUUGGAAGUGAAAAUGAUGUAGUUUUCCAAAGAAAGAGUAAAAAGGUGAAAAGGGAUCAUCUGAAAUCUCCCAAUGUUGGGAAGAGCAGUGACAUUGAAUCUCCUGUUUGUGUUGUCAAGAAAUGUAGGCGUCUAUUAAGUACAUCAGAAUCAUCUAGUGAUGAAAGUAUAGAUUUUCAUAAACCAGUUCUAACUCAAGACGAUUUCCAGAGCAAUAAAAGGAAUCCUCCAAAAGAUGUGAGAGUCCUAAAACGUUAUAGAAACCGAAAGCAUGAAGGCAGGCAGUUUUUAGAUGAAGAAGCUGAAAUUUCUGAAGAUGCAGAAGGUAUUUCAUCCGAUGAAAGUGAAAAAUCAGAAAAUGAACAAGAUUCUUUACUAGUUGACUUUCUAAAUGAUGGAACUCAACUUUCACAGGUUCUAAACGAUUCUGAGAUGAAAAGUGUUUAUCUGCAAUCUGUUCGCAGUCCAUUGGUAGGCAAUAUGUAUAAAAUGGUGCACAAGAAAUAUGAUUCCAUGAAUAUUUUCUCACAGAUCCCUGAACAAGAUGAAUCUUAUUCUGGAGAUAGCUUCUGUGUUAGUGAUGAGGAAGAACAUCCUAUCAAUGACUCAACUGAAGAAGUGUGCAUUGAUUUCAGCUUACUAAAUGAAGACAGUUUUGUUGAUGGAAGAAAAAAAUAUCAUACACGACGUUUAGCAAAAUUAAAAAGAUUUAAUGCUCAGAAUAAUUUUGCAUUCAAGAAAAAGAAAGUAUCUAGAAUUAUUGUACCUGAUGAUUCAAGUGAAGAAGACAACAUUGUUAAUGUUCAUGAUAAAACAGAAUCUGCUUAUGUAAUUGAUGGCAGCAUAUGUAGCAAAACAGAAAAACAAAAUGAUUGUCUCCAAAAAGCACUACUUUCUGGGUCUUUGAAGAGGGAAGAAGACCCUAUUAAGCCAAUUGCUGUUAAUAAUUCAAUCACAGAGGGACAAAAAAGACCACUUAAUAUCAAGUGUACAGUUUCUGAAGCUUUAGAUGAAAACCGCCAGUGUGAUCAUAAAAUUAGAUCUUUAUUGAAUGCUGAUUCCCUGAAAAACUGCAAAAAUUUCACAACCCAGCACAAGGUUAAUAAUGAUCUGGUGGAUGUUAAUUCAAAACCCACUUCCAGUUCAAACCAAAAUUUGAUUAUGACACCUACUUCAUUUGAACUUCCAGAGAAAAGUAAAAGAACCUGUAUUCUUGUGGAUAACCGGGAAAUCUCCUCAGGUUCAGAAAUAAUUUCCUCUUUGAGAACCAUUCAUGGUUUAGAAGUAGAGGUUUGUCCACUCAAUGGCUGUGACUACAUUGUUAGCAACCGAAUGGCAGUGGAAAGAAAAUCCCAAUCAGAGAUGGUAAACAGUAUGAAUAGAUGUAAACUUAUUGAGAAGAUUCAGUAUUUGCAGAAUAUAUUUGAAAGAGUAUGUGUGAUCGUGGAAAAAGACAGAGAAAAAAAAGGAGCUGUAUCGAAAGUAUUUCAAAGGACCAAGAACUAUGAUAGCCUUUUGUCUGCCUUAAUUGGUGCUGGAAUUCGAAUACUUUUCAGCUCCUGCCAGAAAGAAACUGCAGAAUUGAUUAAGGAAUUGACUUUAGUAGAAAAGAGAAAGAAUGUUGGUAUUCAUGUUCCAGUAGCUGUGAAAGAUGAUAAGCGUGACAUAUUCCGGUUCUAUUUAAGUAUUCCCAAUAUAAGCUAUGUAACAGCUCUAAAUAUGUGUCACCAUUUUUCAUCUGUGAAAAAGAUGACUAACAGCUCUCUUGAAGAAAUCUCUCUGAAUGCACAAGUAAGUCAUCAGAAAGCUGAAGAGAUCUAUCACUAUAUCCACUAUGCUUUUGAUAUGCAAAUGUUACCAGACAUUAAAAAUGGUAGACUGAAAUAAGAUAUAUCAUAGCAAACAACUUAACAUGGUCUCAUCAAGAACAUGAGAAAAGAUUCCUAUAAAACAAAUACAGAUGAAUAAUAAUUGUUAUAUUUCCAUUUUAUGGAAGAAAUUAUGUAAAUAAGACAAUGUUUAUUGUUUAAGUUAAAUAUAAGUAUAUAUGUUAUUCCUGGAUAUUUAAGUAUUCAUAAGUAAUUAAUUUAACUGAAUAUAUUAAAAGCCAGGGGUUUUAUGAGGUAGGAAGAAUGAAGUACAGGUUGCUUCAGUGUAUGUCACAGUUUAGGAAAUGUGAAUUUUCUUGAAAUUUCUCCAAAAAAUGGAAGGAUUAUUGCUAUGCACUAUUAUCAUGAAUGGUUAAUUGCCCCAACUUCCUCCUCCCAAUCCCUAUGUUGCUGUUAGGGAUAAUUAUCAUUGCAAAAACCCAACAAAUAGAUAAUUAACUGGACUUUUGUAAAUAAUGUAAAAUAAACUUGCUACAAAA
Messenger RNA from Monodelphis domestica (gray short-tailed opossum), 6716 nucleotides. It is a transcript of the gene FANCM, whose product is annotated as FA complementation group M. Gene Ontology annotation, biological process: double-strand break repair via synthesis-dependent strand annealing; interstrand cross-link repair. The record is from RefSeq and is a predicted model, not a curated record. Gene Ontology annotation, molecular function: 3'-5' DNA helicase activity; four-way junction DNA binding; nuclease activity. Lineage: Eukaryota; Metazoa; Chordata; Mammalia; Didelphimorphia; Didelphidae.